UCUCCUCCCUGUCGCUUCGGUGGGUCAACUGGGGACAGCGCGGGUGUGUGUGGAGGGACGGGCCGCUGGGGUCGGGACCGGGGACCAGCCGCUCAGCCGCCCGGUAAAACACGGCAGGUAUUCCGCCGUGAGGGGAGAGCCGGCGAGGCGUCACCCUGCAAAUGUUGAGUGGCUCCACACAGUUAAGUCAUAAUAACUUGGCAAAUGGAUGUUCUGCUUCCGGGCUGGCAAUCUAGAAUACCAUUGGUGUCUCUCAUUUGAUCUCUCAUGCCCAGGUGGUGUGAACACCAACGACAGGAUGACCACUGACCCGUAAUGCCAAGCAAUAUGUCAGGUUAUAUACCAAGUUAUCUGGACAAAGAUGAACUUUGUGUUGUGUGUGGUGACAAGGCCACAGGCUAUCAUUACCGUUGCAUCACCUGUGAAGGAUGUAAGGGCUUCUUCAGGAGAACCAUACAGAAAAACCUUCAUCCAACUUACAGUUGUAAACACGAAGGGAAAUGCAUCAUCGAUAAAGUAACAAGGAACCAAUGUCAAGAAUGCCGGUUCAAGAAGUGCAUUGCUGUUGGCAUGGCAACUGACUUGGUGUUGGAUGACGGUAAACGGCUAGCAAAACGUAAGCUAAUAGAAGAAAACAGAGAGAAGAGGCGUCGAGAGGAGCUGACAAAAACACUUGUUAAUAAACCUGAACCAACAGAAGAGGAAUGGGAACUUAUACGAGCAGUUACAGAGGCACAUGUGGCCACCAAUGCUCAAGGAGACCAUUGGAAACAGAAACGAAAAUUUCUGGCAAGUUCCUUGGCAACGGGCGAAAAAUUAGGCUCCCCUGAGGAAAUUGGGCAAGCACCGAUAAUGAACGCGCCUGAAGGGAGCAAGGUGGACCUGGAGGCCUUCAGUGAGUUUACAAGAAUUAUCACACCCGCAAUUACAAGGGUGGUUGAUUUUGCCAAAAAGCUACCAAUAUUCUGCGAGCUACCGUGUGAAGACCAGAUAAUCCUUCUGAAAGGCUGUUGUAUGGAAAUCAUGUCCCUCAGAGCAGCAGUCCGUUAUGACUCUGAGAGUGAGACUUUAACUUUGAAUGGUGAGAUAGCUGUAAAACGAGAACAGUUAAAAAAUGGAGGCCUUGGUGUCGUAUCUGAUGCAAUCUUUGAUCUGGGAAUAUCUCUGUCUGCAUUCAACUUGGACGACAGCGAGGUGGCUCUACUCCAGGCAGUGCUUUUGAUGUCUUCAGAUCGACCUGGCCUUACCAGCAUAGACAAGAUAGAAAAAAUCCAGGAGUCCUUCCUCCUUGCAUUUGAACAUUACAUUAAUUAUCGCAAACACAACGUUGCCCACUUUUGGCCAAAACUACUGAUGAAGGUGACAGACCUGCGAAUGAUCGGAGCCUGCCAUGCAAGCCGCUUUCUUCAUAUGAAAGUGGAAUGUCCAACAGAACUUUUUCCACCAUUAUUCCUGGAGGUCUUUGAAGAUUAGGAAGUUAACUUCGAACAGCUGCACUACCCUAAUAUCUGUAAACUGCAUUAGCACUACUGAGCGAUGUUUAAUUGCACUUCACAGAGUACCUUUUUCCAGAAAUGUUGGGGAAACAUUCCAUUAAUGCGGGUACUAGUGAUUUUGUGAAGGUAGAUUUUUUUGUACACAUUUUCACUUACCUUGUGGACUGAUGUUGUUCAUGUUUGUUUUCAGAUGAGAUGAUAUGGUAUAAUAUUGUUUGUGGUAAGGAACUCCAAACUCCAGUGUCAUAUAUGAGUUUUCUCCUGCAUGGAUUUUAAUGGAAUUUAAUAUGAUUAAAUGCACUGCAGCUAUUGUUGCAGGCAAGUCACUGUAGCCCAAGGCUUAACUAAUUUGAUAUUUUUAGGGAAAUUGCAGAAUAGUUCUGAGGUGAAAAAUGUUCUUUAACUGGAACCAAAAUUCAAGUGUAAGGAAGAUAACUGCUAGAAUCCCUCUCCUCCACCAACAUCUGAACCAUAUUCCUUUCAGUAUUUAUUCAUUGUUCAUGUACAUAUCCAAGACUGUGAAUUAAGGGGAUAAAUAGAUGCAGUUAAAGUGUGCUGUGCAGGUCAAACAAACAUGAAUAAAUUAGCAUCUACAAAACUUCAGUACAUUUCAGUAAGAAUAAAGUCUGAACAACAGAAUGACUUAACGAGUUACCCAACAGCAUUCUCAACCAAGUUGCCAAUUCUAGCAGCACAUGUUGUACAGAUUGUUCUACAAGUAGACAGUUCCAAUCAGACAGAUUGAAGAGGCAGCCAGAAUAUUCAAGUGGAAACAUUCACAAUUUGAGUCAUAAGGAUUUCUUUUCCAAGAUUGGAGUUGAAGGUAGAUGGGGGGGAGGGAAAGGACUCAAACCUAGCUUUGGUUAUGCUGCAUCUUUCUGAAAGUGUUUGACACUGGUCUUGAAUACCAGCAAUGGAAAAGCAUCUUUCCCUCAACGCUGACAUCAUUAAUUUGGCCUGGGUAUUCAACUGAUGUCAAGAGUGGAGAAGAAUUUCUCUGCAUGUGUUAGAAUAUCGUUGCUAAAUCCAGCAGCUGUCUUUCAGGAACUUUUUUAUUGGGAACGUGCCUGUGCAAAAUCCACCUCUUACCAAAUAGAUAAUCUAAAAUAAUCCUUUUAAUGAGCUUUUAUCCAUUUCUGAAUAUCAUAAACAAUUUCCCACAGCUUGAGAAAGCUUAUUUAUACGGUGCUAACCAGUGGUGCUCUCAUGCCUCCUGUGAAUGGAGCUAUAACUUCUGCAGCUUUUCUCUUCAAACUGUGGGAAUAAAUAAUAGCGUCAAAAAUGUCAGUAUAUAUGCCUUGAUACUGAGAUCCUUAUAGUGCCAUGUAUAUUCUUCAGAAGUAGCAGUAAUGCAUUCUCUUUGCAAAUACAGUAGUUCUUGAUCAAUGUUGCUGACGAGAACUUCAGGAUUGAAGCCUUGUAGACUCAGUCUUUCUCCUAGACCAUUUUCCCAUGUUCUACCGAUAAUGUUUUGCUGAGUGCACCUUUCAGCGCACCCUUCUGUUUUAUCUGAUAGGAUCACGUCAAUCGAAAAUUGAAGUUCGGUGCAGAAUUUUCAAAACAAAAACAUAGCCAGUCUUCUGAAAUGGAAGGUUGUUUCUGGCACCACUGAAUAAGAGCUAUUGUGCUCCUGAUUUUUUCCCCCACCUGAAGUACUGCUUCUACCUAAAAUGAAGCUUGCAGUACAGCAAGAAAAAAUACAACAAAAUUGUGUCUAAAUGAGAUGAAGAGAUAAAAGUAAGAGGGGGAGACUCUGAGGGGUGAAACCUCAAAGGAUAUGAAGUGAUUAAGCAUUACUUUUAAGAAAGAAUUUUUCCCAAGAUUUUAAAAAGUCUUGCCCUCCUAACAGGGCUGGAUUGGGAUAUUGCAUACACUUUGUCAGUUCUUGGUAGUCAAGUUGAAUAAUUUUGUAAAAUAAUAGAUAGUAAAUCCAAAUGACCAUUAGUCAUGACUUCGCUGAACUCACGAGCUGAGAAUAUUGAAUGCACAGACAAUCAGGAUACAAUAAACUGUGUAGGGAGCCAGAAUUCUAAUUUUUAUAUGUGAAAUACAUUAAUUAAUAUUGAAUGAUAUAACUAAGGAAAACAAGCCACUUUUAUAGAAUCUUACCAGAUGUUUGCACAGUUAAUUAAAUUUAUGAUAUUUCCUUGAUAUUUUUAAUAAAAACGACCACUUGAAAAAAAUAGAAUUUAAAGAAAUGAAGCAAAAGUCACCUUUCCAAUCUCGUUACAAUCAUGUUUAAAUGAUAAAUAUUUAAUUGUUAUGUAAAUACGAUGGUAUGUUUGUGCUGUAAUGUCCAUUGUGUGAGGAAGAUUGCGAUAACAAAAUGUGGCAAAUGAGCCUCAAGUUUGCACUGUAAGGGAAUGUAAUUUGGUUUGUGUUCUGUUCAAGCAGCUGUUAAAUCUGUACAGAAAUA
This is a messenger RNA of Pristis pectinata (smalltooth sawfish), 3912 nucleotides long. RefSeq names its product thyroid hormone receptor beta (gene thrb). The transcript has 9 exons. The coding region runs from base 316 to 1473 and encodes 385 amino acids. Gene Ontology annotation, molecular function: RNA polymerase II cis-regulatory region sequence-specific DNA binding; zinc ion binding; nuclear receptor activity. The record is from RefSeq and is a predicted model, not a curated record. Gene Ontology annotation, biological process: retinoic acid receptor signaling pathway; positive regulation of transcription by RNA polymerase II; cell differentiation. NCBI's taxonomy places the organism in Eukaryota, Metazoa, Chordata, Chondrichthyes, Rhinopristiformes, Pristidae.